Soboliphyme baturini is the source of this 849-nucleotide messenger RNA. Lineage: Eukaryota; Metazoa; Nematoda; Enoplea; Dioctophymatida; Soboliphymatidae. The record is from the annotation of a GenBank genome assembly.
AUGAUUACUGUAGAGACUUUGCACAAAACGAAACCGUAUCCCAACCCGACCGCAAGUCGAUCGAUAUCACCCUACUGCUUCCGCUGGAAUCCUGUUGCGAUCAGGCUGGUAAGCGAAAGCAGUUGUUUAAAGCAACCGCGCCCAUGCCGAAAUCUAGCUCGCUACACAGAGGCGGCGGCUUUGAUUUUAGAGACCAGAAUUCCUGCCUCACAGCCGGGCAACCGUAUCCUGACCAACACUGCACGCAGAUCGGCGGUCAACGGUAGCGUGUCGCCGUCGAACGCCGGCUCUUACCCGUCAUCCGGUGCCAUGAUCAGUGCCGGCAGUCCGGUGGAUUCGCCCGCGGCAACGCAACGAGGCGACAUCCAGCAGCACCCUUUACUGACCGGUGACUCGUCACGUGUUGUUCAGCAACAGUCACAGCCACAACAGCAACAGCAAUCGACGCCGAACAACCACCAAUCGAGUUUGGAAACGACGUCUGAAGCAGGUCUGUCGUUGAACGAUCGUCCUCCUCGUCACGUCGAAUCGCAAACCGUAGCGUUUGUUACGCUUGUCGCCGUCGCGUGCUAUCGGUUCCGUGACUCAAUGUGGGUCAAACGACAACCGACCAACCAUGCGUCACCGUUGUCGCGCAGCGGGAAACAGUGCUUCAAUUUCAGACGGCGCGUCCGAACAAGGCUUUGGGUAAUUUGCCACGCGUCCCUGCGCGGCAGCGACUUAAAAUAUGUUUCGCCCGAACGACUGAUCGUCACGCGUCGCGUCGCUUCGCGGCAGAGGCUAGCCACUGUCGAGCGAUCGAAUGCCAACCAGAACCACGAGGUGAUGAGCUUGAUGUGCGACCAGUAG